UUUAUUUUAUCGCAAAUACUCAAAAUGGAGCCAAUUUAUUGUUGAAUGUAUAGUGUAAUUAAAAAAUUGUGCUGUAGCUGACAUAAUUGUAAAUACAUAGUGUAUUUUUAGAGUUCGUACCAAUGAGAUGUAAAAAAUGAAUAACAGUUCGGAUUAUAUUUAUUGGUCUGAAUUGCAUUGCUCCAAAGAUGCCCUUACUGAUAGAUAUGGCUGGUUUAUGCAGUUUCUGUUGGCUGUCCUAGCAUUUACAUGCCUCAUCGGUAAAAGAUUUUGUGAGCCAAAAUAUGCAAGAAGACCAUGGUUGAUAUGGUUCUACGAUACCUCCAAACAGGGCCUUGGAGCUUUAAUCAUACAUGCCGCCAAUGUGUGGCUCUCACCACACCUUACUGGCAACCCCUGUACAUGGUACAUAGUUAACUUUAUGUUAGACUCCACUCUUGGCCUGCUCAUCAUAUGGGCAGGAAUCAGACUAGCUCAGCAUUGCGCUAGAAUAUAUGACAUACCACUCAUUAAUUUUGGAGAGUAUGGACGACCACCCAUGUGUGCAGCAUGGAUAUGUCAAUGCGUACUGUAUGCUGCUCUAGCUACGUUCGCUAAGUCCAUACUGGCAUUGGUCCUGCGGCUCCCGCCGGUGGUCGCUGUGCUGUCAACGCUGCGGUUAUCACCAGUCUCCGACCCAAGGCUGGAGUUGGCCGUUGUGAUGCUCAUUAUACCAUUCUUUGUUAAUAUUUUAAUAUUUUGGGUGACAGACAACUUCCUUAUGUACCAUCCCAGAGGCGUCAACUCAAAAAUAAAGGCCAAAGUGCGCUAUCAAUCUAUCAAAAAAGAUAGAUCAGGUUCAGAAGACGAAGAGCAUUCGGCCGACGAGAAAUUGCUUGGAGCAAGCGUAUGACCAUACCCAAAGCCCAAAAUAUUCCGGGCCUAAUCUUAUACUAUAUGUAUAUAAUGUUAUGACUUAUGACGAUGUAUAUUAUGUAAUAUGAUACUAAUUUAUAUCUAAGACAUUACACUAAAUUGUAUUCGUCAUUUGUUUAACUUGUUUGUUUAACUUAUAAGAUUUUCUAUUGAUUCCUUUAUUAAGUCGGUACUUUGCCUAAAAGUCAUAGAACUGACUUUUAGGCAAAGUUAAAAAUACUGAGGAUUUUUUUUUUAUAUAAUGAUAUUGAUGUAAAUUAGUGCCAUCUACUGCUGACAUUUCUUGAAAACAAAAAGCUCCCGAUAUAAAAAUUCAAUUCUCGGGCUCUGGGCAACCAAAGAAUAAUUAUUGAGUUCGGGGCUCCUUGCUUUGUGUUCCUCUACUACAAUCCGUUCACUGAACAGGAAUAAAUUUUUACACAGGCCUAACUCUACUUGUCUCUUUCACUCUUGCUUGACCUGUGCAUAAGUGAAUUCUGUUAUUCCUCCCUGUUAAAUGACCAGACUUUAAUUUGCUAAAAUCACAUUAAAGUUUACAAUUAGAAAAGAUAAUACAUCUUUUCUUAAAUGGCUAUUAUGUAUACGAAUAUCUUAUAAUAUAUUUUUUGUCUAUGGUAUAA
This is a messenger RNA of Aricia agestis (brown argus), 1535 nucleotides long. RefSeq names its product store-operated calcium entry regulator STIMATE-like. The transcript has 6 exons. Gene Ontology annotation, cellular component: membrane. Bases 137 to 892 code for a protein of 251 amino acids. The record is from RefSeq and is a predicted model, not a curated record. Lineage: Eukaryota; Metazoa; Arthropoda; Insecta; Lepidoptera; Lycaenidae.